AUGGCUGUUGAUUCAAAUAAAAUAAAAAUUGAAACUAUUCCUGUUAUUGAUGAUUCAUUGAAAAAAAGAAGAAAUAUUAAGUUAUUAGAUAAAGUGACAUUUGUAAUGUCAUUUGGUAUUGUUUUAUUAACAGAAUAUAUUAUGUUACGAAGAGCAGAAUUAAUACCAAUUUUAUAUUUAAUGUUAUUAAUUCCAUUAGUAAUAGCUAGAUUUCUUGUUUACAGAAUGUCUAAAUGGCAAUUCUUUUUAUUAGACUUUUGUUAUUAUACCAAUGCGGGAGUAAUUACAACAUUAAUAUCUAUUUAUUGUUUUAAUACUGUAUCACCACUAUUUGAAAUUAUGUUUGUUAAUUGUGCUGGACCUUUAUUAAUGGCAAUUAUUUUAUGGACAAACAGCUUUGUUUUCCAUGACCUUACGAAAUUAACUUCUAUUGUUAUUCACUUCUUCCCUAAUUUAGUUCUUUACUACCUUCGUUGGAAAAGUUCAUUCCCAAUUCCAGACCAUCUUACUUUUCUUACUGGUUUUGUUUAUCCAUUAAUCUUUUAUAUCUCUUGGCAAGUUAUUUAUGUCAUUAUCACAGAAGUAAUUUAUAAGGACAAAAUUUAUAACGGUGGUUAUAUGACUUCUCUUCGUUGGUUAUGUCAAAUUAAACCACA
This is a messenger RNA of Entamoeba histolytica HM-1:IMSS, 656 nucleotides long. RefSeq lists its product as uncharacterized. Lineage: Eukaryota; Evosea; Mastigamoebida; Endamoebidae. The annotation marks the transcript as partial. The transcript has a single exon. Gene Ontology annotation, biological process: phosphatidylcholine biosynthetic process. The record is from RefSeq and is a predicted model, not a curated record.